AGAACCUCCCCCAAGAUGAACUGGCCAUACCAGUUCCUCGACCUCUCCCAAGCCGAGAAGCAGGCCCGCCGCCAGUCUCUCGACAGUUAUGCUCUUUACGCUCAGCUAUCGGCUUUGAUUCCCAUUGGCCUCGUGUGGCUGUACCAGACCCUCAACAAGUCCUCAUCAUCUCGAAAGAGGGACUACACCGCGGUCCCCAGCUCCGACUCCUUCAACACCCGGAAGCAAAGCAAUUGGUGGUCCAACUUGCGCUGGUGGCUUGGCGAGGAUGUCGUCGCCUUCGGAGAAGUCCUGGGUCAACGAGAACAAUGGAUAGGCGGCAUUGUCUGGGCAGUGUGGCUGCUAGUCCUCUGCGUAGCCGGUACCGGUCGUGAUUACAUGCACUUGACCAAGCGCUUCGGCAUCAUCGCCGUCUCUCAAUACCCGAUGCAGUACAUGCUAACCCUCAAAUCCUUCAACCCCGUCUCCUGGACGCUCAAGCUCUCCCACGAGGAAACCAACCGCUGGCACCGCGUCCUCGCCCGCUGCACCGCCUUCCUGCUGAGUCUACAUACCAUCUUCUACUACAACUACUUCAUCCAGAACCACAUUCUCCUCCAAAAGCUACAGUCCCCCGUAGUCAUCUACGGCAUGCUCUCCUUCUUUGGUCUGAAUCUGAUGAUCACCACGGCCAUUCGCCCGCUCCGCAACCGCUCGUACCGCGUCUUCUUCGUCACCCACCUGCUCAUCGCCUUGGUUUUGCCGGUCGUCCUCUGGUUCCACGCCGCUUCCAGCAGGAAAUACAUGCUCGAGGCCUUGGGAGUCUUUUUGGUGGACAUUGGCUUCCGCAAGCGCGACACCAUCACGGUCGAGACCACCAUCUCAGCCAUCCCUGGCACCUCUUUGAUCAAAAUCCAGGUGCCCGUCCCGCGCCAGCGUCAGAACCACUUCCUCCGAGUGGCGCCGGGCGCCCACGUCUAUGUUAACGUACCGCCUGCCACCCGCAGUGCUUUCCGCAGGAAGGACGUCAAGGCUGCUAAUGAUGCGUCUGAGAUCCUGUUCGAGUUCAUGUUCAACCCCUUCACCAUUGCGCACGUAGACCAAGACUCGGGGGCCCUCACCCUUGUAGCUCGCCAGCGUGCGGGGCCGAUGACUGCCGCUCUUGCCCGCUUUGCUUCCUCUUCUUCCUCUUCUUCUCCCUCUUCGCCAGCAGAAGAAAAGAAAGCCCUCCUCAACAUUGAAGGGCCCUACGGCGCCGCCAAACAUUUCCCCGCUCUAUCCCUCGGCUCCGAGUUUGACCGUGUCCUCUUCAUCGCCGGCGGCGUCGGCGCCACUUUUACUAUCCCACUGUACCGCGCCAUCGUGGCCGAGAACCCGGAAACCAAGGUGGAAAUGGUCUGGGCAGUGCGCACGGCGGGGGAAGCCACGUGGGCGGUUAUCGAAAACGAUGCUAGUGACAUUUUGAAUGAUCCGAAUGUGCAUAUUUACUUGACUGGGAACAACGGGUCUGGAUCUUCUGCACAGAAAGGAGGAGAAGGAGCAGGACUUAGUAGUGGAAUCGACUCGGGUGAGAACUCGCCGUUGGUUAAUCUCGGGGGAGAGGCUGGCGCUGUCGCUGUUGAGAUGGAUGCGUUGAGGAGGACGGUGGAUGGAAGGGUUGUUUCUGGAAAGGAGCAUCAUCGGAGCAGACCGGAUUUGAAAAAGGUGGUUGAUGAGGCUUUUGGACAUGGGCCGGAGGAGCGCGUGGCGAUUCUGGUGUGUGGACCGGCGAAGAUGGGGAGACAGGUGAGGAGGCAGGUUGGGAGGUAUGUGAGGCAGGGGAGGGAGGUGUGGUUCCAUAACGAGGGCUUUGGGUUUUAGAGAGUGUAUGAAUGUUGAUAUCUUCUGGAUAAUGUUUUACGGUCGAUAAGCCUGU
Neurospora tetrasperma FGSC 2508 is the source of this 1894-nucleotide messenger RNA. RefSeq lists its product as uncharacterized. Gene Ontology annotation, biological process: iron ion transport; intracellular iron ion homeostasis; copper ion import. The transcript has a single exon. NCBI's taxonomy places the organism in Eukaryota, Fungi, Ascomycota, Sordariomycetes, Sordariales, Sordariaceae. The record is from RefSeq and is a predicted model, not a curated record. The coding region runs from base 16 to 1839 and encodes 607 amino acids. Gene Ontology annotation, cellular component: plasma membrane. Gene Ontology annotation, molecular function: ferric-chelate reductase activity.